Bombina bombina (fire-bellied toad) is the source of this 4299-nucleotide messenger RNA. RefSeq names its product single-pass membrane protein with coiled-coil domains 1 (gene SMCO1). The record is from RefSeq and is a predicted model, not a curated record. Lineage: Eukaryota; Metazoa; Chordata; Amphibia; Anura; Bombinatoridae. The transcript is spliced from 3 exons. The coding region runs from base 128 to 733 and encodes 201 amino acids.
AUGAUACCUCGAGCAGGAGAGACCGUUAAACUCCUGACAGUUCUCAAGGGUAAAGACAUAGAAAGAGGAAGACAUUUAUUUCACAUUUAUCGCAAUCGAGCUGGAAUCUUGGAUUUGAACUCAGAGGAUGUCAAAGAAAAGGCUACCAUACUCUUCUUUUAAACCAGCUUUAUUCAGGCUAGAGCAAAGGCUGGACGUUGUGGAUAUCCAGUUUGACAAUCUUCAAAAAAGAGCAGACAAGUUAACUCAUCAAUUAGAUGGGCAAGGAGAGUCCUUAGUUAGACAGAAUGGAGAAGAUGAUAUGUGGAUGUCUCUUUUGGAAGACAGUUUUUCUACUUAUGAUCGGAACCUGAUCUACAGCUAUGUGUUUGACGCACUGAGACUACUUCAUUCCCAAGUAAAAGAGCAGCUUCCAGAUCAGAUGAACGAGCUUCCUACAUUGGCUGCAGUACUGAAACUGAAGGUGAAAAGACACAAAAUAAGACGUGCAUUUAAUGAGGGGCUGAAGUCAUUGGCGCUUUCUGAGGAGCAACUUAACUCUUUGUGCAUAUUCUUCAUCACCUAUUGUCAAGAAGCAGGAUAUUUACCUCCGGAAGAACGUCACACGUGCGCUAAUGAUGUCACUGAUAUGGUUGGGCAUGUUGUAAAGAACCAACUGUUAAAACUAAGUCUACAAAAUGCAGUGCUUGCCAUAGAGAACUACAAAGUCAAAAAGAUGGGUUCUGAGGUCUGAAGGGUUAAGAAUAAUAUAAUUUAAGGGAUAUAAAAAAAACAAAAAUUAUUUUGUUAUUCAGAUUGAACAUAUAGGGCUAGAUUACAAGUGGAGAGCUAUUUAACGCUCCCGCUUGAGCGUUAACUGCGCUAGAAGUAAGCUUUUGCGUGUGUCGGGUUGCGCUCAUAUUAUGAGUUGAAAGUAAGCUGUUUUUGCUUGCGAGCUAACGUGACAAAAAGCCGAACUUAGAAUAUCACGCGUGCGUUUACCUAUUCCCCCAUAGAAGUUAAUGGAGCAAAAAAGGUGUGCGUGUGUGUGUGUGUGUGUGGGGGACUUAACACCCUAAUAGCACUCAAACACGAUUGCGUAUUCUCAAGUGAACCCAACAUGAAAAUAUUAAUAUUUUUACAUUCCAAAGUUCUGCACAUAGCAGAAUAUGUUCUAUUUAUUCAUAAAUACAUAUUUCUACAUAUAUCUGAGGGUUUUUUUGGUAAAAUAUAUAUUUAUGCCUCUCUAUAUAUAUGUAUGAUUUUAUAUAGAUAGAUAGAUAUAUAUAUAUGUAUGAUUUUAUAUAGAUAGAUAGAUAGAUAGAUAUAUAUAUAUGUAUAGAUAUGUAUGUAAAAAUGCAUAGAACUUAUUCUGCUACGUGCAAAACAUUAAAAUGUGAAAUAUUUACAGUAAAUACACAGUAUAACACUUUAUUAAAUAUGAAUAUUGUAUAAAUAUGUUUUUACUUGUUUUUAUCUUCUUUACUGUGAAGGGCUCCAAUGCAUAAGUAUUUAUGUGUUUAUAUGUGUAUAUAUGUCUGUAAAUACAUACACACUAUAUAUAUAUAUGUACAUACAGUAUAUAUAGACAUAUAUAUAAAUAUAUUUAUUUAGACAUAUAUAUGUAUGUAUCUUAAUAGUCCUUUGUCUCCUUUUUUCUAACACCUGACAUCUCAUAUCUUUGAGCCUUUAUAACUUUUUUUAAAUGAUUGUUAUUAGCUGGUGUUAACUGUGUAACUGUACUUUGUAAUGUAAUGUUGAUGUGUUUUGUGACACCUUUUUGUUUCUCGAAACAGUUAACCAGAGCUCUGAAUUCACGCUAACCCGAAGCGUUAACUUCAAUUGCGCUCAAGCGAUCGUGUUUACUUUCAACUUGUAAUACGAGAGGAAAACCUGACGUGCGCAAACAGCUGAGAUAGACCCCUUAUCGCUCGUGCUUAACUGUUAACGCGCCGCUCGUAAUCUGUCCCACAAUAUUUAAAACGUUUCAAAUGUACUUCUAUUACCAAAUUUGCUUUGUUCCCCUGAUAUUCUGCGUUGAAGAGAUACCUAGGUAAGUGUUUUGUGUACUACAUAGCAGGAAAUAGUGCUGCCAUCUAGUGCUCGUGCAAAUGGCUAAAACUGCUGCCAUAUAGUGCUUCUGACACGUGCACGCUCCUGACCUUACAUCCCUGCUUUUCAACAAAAGAUACCAACAGAAUGAAGACAAAUUGAUUAUAGAAGUAAAUUAGAAAGUUCUUUAAAAUUGCAUGGUCUAUCUGAAUCAUAAAAUAAAAAGUUUGGGUUUCAUAUCCCUUUAAAUAUAACCAUGAACUAAAGAUAUAGGGGAUUGUUAUCCGGCUGCACAAAUAAUGUGGCUAUUAAAAAUCAGCUGUCACAUUAUGUUAAAUAGCAGCUCUGUUUUUUAAGCUGAUAUCCAACCCUUGCUGUCAACUAAAACUUAUUAUUGGAGUGAGAUAUUGCAUAGUGUAUUCUUAUCAUCCAUAAAUGCAAGGAUUGCCUCUAAAGAGUUACAGCAAUCUCAGUAGAAUGUUAACCUUCCUUAAUUCCUUGGGGGGUCCCUAUAGUCCUGAUGAUUCAUACAAAAUCAACUCUAUACUUUUUUGUAUUUCUACCAUAGACUAUGUAAGUUUGGUAUUUAGCCACUAGAUGGUAGCAUUGCUCUAUGCAGCAACAAUCCCAAUAUGCCAUUGUUUAAUAAAGUUUUUAAAGUAAUUGUUACAAGUUUUACCUUAGGCUGUAAUGUUCACAGUAAUUGAAUUCCUGAACAGAUUUUCUACAGAACUGGUAGAGUAAAAGUGUAAAUAUUUUAACUUUCUAAAACUUUAAUUCUGAGGGAUGCACUUUGGACCCAAUAGACUAUCUUUAUAGUGUUCAUAAGAUUCAUAAUGGUGAGAAAGGUAAGAUGCUUUUAUGCUGUUUGACAUAUGUACCAUUGUAAGAAAGUAAAAAAAUAAUAAGGUGCUAAUAACAUCAGAAAAUUAUUGGACAUUAUAAAGAUUUUGAAAAUGAGCCUAACGAGUUUUUGUUCCUUCAGUGUAUAUAGGAUUAAUAGACAUGCGUGGAGAAGAUGGUUUAGGAUUUAUAGUUGUAGCGGGUUCAACACAUAGGGGCCGAAUUAUCAAGCUCCGAAUGGAGCUUGAUGCCCCUGUUUCUGCGCAAACCUUCAGGCUCACCGGAAACAGCAGUUAUUAAGCAGCGGUCUAAAGACUGAUGCUCUGUAACUUGUGCGCCUUCUCUGAAGCUGCGGACAUCAAUCCGCUCGAUCCUAUACGAUCGGGCUGAUUGACACCCCCUGUUAGCGGCCAAUUGGCCUUGAAUCUGCAGGGGGCAGCAUUGCACAAGCAGUUCACAAGAACUGCAUGUGCAAUGAUACAUGCCGACAGCGUAUGAUGUCGGCAUUUAUCGAUGUGCGGCGGACAUGAUACGCUUCAUCGUAUCAUGUCCGUCCGCACUUUAAUAAAUCAGCCCCAUAAAGUUAAUAGAUGUAGUUAGUCCGGUGUGUAUAAGGUUUAUAAUGUUGUGGUACGGUUAUUAUAGGGUUAAUAGUUGUGUGGGAGAUUACAGAACUUAUGAGUUAAAGAAUGGUAGUGGGUCCAGCAUUUAUAGGGUUAUUUUUUAGCUGUGGGAAGUCCAAUAGGUUUUUAUUCAGUACCACUGUGACAUUUACAGCAAUGAUUACUAGGGCACUGGUUGAUUUGGGGGAAUCAGUGUGUAGAAAUAACACUCAUACAUCUAAUAUACCAUAUACUUAGUUCCUUACAGUUGUUAUUACAGGGUAAACAAACAAUAAUAUUUAGUGACAGCCUGCAAUACAUUAGAAAUAGUAAGGGAAAUGUGAUACAGCUGCAAAUGAAAAAUCAACUACAAAAAUCUGUCGCUCCAUUUUCUGGUAAACGUCCCAUUUUUGCAGCUCAGUUGAGAUCUAACUAUGGGAGUAAAAUGGAUAAAAUUUGCAAUAUUUCUCUGUAUUUGUAUCUUCUUAUCCUCCAGAAAAGUAGUGAGUGCUGCUAUAAAAGCUACACACAUGUCAGUGACAUUUUCUAAGUACCACCAGGGGCCUUGCAGACUAAACAAGUCUCAUUGUAUCAGCUUGUUGUUUUAUUUAAAUGCUAUGUUAACACUAGCGUUCUGUGCAAGCAAUGGCCUAGAUUACAAGUGGAUGUGUAGUGCAAAAGGUUUUGGAAUGCGCCUGAUACAUAUAAAGUGUCUUAUUAAUGUUGUUAUUGCUCACUAUCCAUUCUUAUUAAACUUUUAUGUUUUGCAUUCAAAUACACAUUGAAAAACAAUAGAAAUAAAUGAAAAACUCCACUGUCUAAA